Morchella importuna is the source of this 1581-nucleotide messenger RNA. RefSeq lists its product as uncharacterized. The transcript has 6 exons. The record is from RefSeq and is a predicted model, not a curated record. Gene Ontology annotation, molecular function: solute:proton symporter activity; biotin transmembrane transporter activity; dethiobiotin transmembrane transporter activity. Lineage: Eukaryota; Fungi; Ascomycota; Pezizomycetes; Pezizales; Morchellaceae. Bases 1 to 1581 code for a protein of 526 amino acids. Gene Ontology annotation, biological process: biotin import across plasma membrane. Gene Ontology annotation, cellular component: membrane.
AUGGCCGACACUCUCAAGAAGACGGCUAUACAAGAUAUUCCAGAAACAGCAAUCAAUGAGUGCGAUUCUACCGAGGACAGAGAAGUAGGAGGAGAUGCCGUGGCAGAUGCUAAGGUCGAGAAGGUCUAUAAAAAACUUGAUCGCCGAAUAGUACCCGCCUUUUGGAUCCUGUAUUUCCUCUGCGCCGCCAUUCGUUCCAAUGUCGGCCUCUCACUCACUAUGAACUCUUCUACCGGUGAUGCAUUAUCACAGCGCCUUAAACUUACUCCUCAUCAAAUCAGUACUGGUCUUGCAUUGUUUUAUGUGUGCUAUGUUCUAUUUGAUGUACCGGCGAACCUCAUUAUGACAAGAUUGAGUCCGCACGUCUGGAUGUCUAGAAUUGUUAUCGGCGUUGGUGUUGUUGGAUGCUGCCAUGCAGCCUUGAAUGCUGUGUGGAAUUUCUAUCUACUUAGACUCCUGCUCGGGAUCGUAAUCGCUGGUAUGUGGCCUGGUAUGGCCUACUAUCUUACACUGUUCUACCCACCGUCCCGCACUGGAAAGCGUAUCGGCCAAUAUUUCACCGCCGCCCAGGUUUCCGCGGCCGUUGUUGGCCUUGUCAGCGCUGGAUUUCAGAAGAUGAAUGGAAUGGGAGGGCUGACUGGCUAUGAGUGGAUGUUCCUUUUAUAUGGUGUCUCGGCCGUUCUUUGCGGGGUAUUCAUCUUAUAUUGGCUCCCAGGUCGCCCUGUGGCUCCAGGAGCAACGGUCAAGCCAUCUGGUUUUCAGAAAUACUUGCCCGUCCCAAAACCGGCACUAGUGGGCGAGGACGCAGUCAUUCAUUAUGAGGAGCUGACGAGAGUCUAUAACGUCCCACCGUGGACAAUUAAAGACCUUAUGGGAGUUUUGAUGGACUGGCGCUUAUGGCCAUUGACUAUAAUGUAUUUUGGCGUCGUUGGGGUCGGUAUUGGAGUUCAGAAUUUUGGAACCCUUAUUAUUAGGGCCAUCAACCCACAGUUGACUAGUAUCGAGCUUUCACUGCUUUUUUCGCCGAUUUGGGUUUGCGAUUUGAUUGCCAUUUUGCUAGUUACGCCGUUUAGUGAUCGGUUCAAUCGACACCGUGCGCUCUUCUUCACAGUGCCAGUGUGCGUGCAGAUAUCGGGCUUGCUAGUCACAACUUAUGCUACCAAUCCAUGGGGAAGGUACUUUGGGCUACUCAUGAUUGGAUUUGGGCUAGGACCCACAGUGCCAAUUUGCAUGACCUGGACCAACGAAAUAUUCCAGCCCCGCCAUGGUGAAGUUGGUGUUGCUGCGGCAUCAGCCCUUGUCUCAGGUCUUGGGAAUUUGGGCUCAGUUACUACUACGUAUGCACUUUACACAGGUUGGGCUUCUGAUAACGUUGUGGGGCCUAAACAAUUCAGGAAGUCGAACUUGGUGAUGAUCGGGAUCCUGUGUAUCAGUAUUUUGUCUGCAAUAACUAUGGGGUUUUUGGUGAAAUACAUCGAUGGAAGAAAGACAUCGGGAGAGGGUGUUUUGCUAGAUAGGGCGGCGCGGAGAGAGCAGAGGGGACAGCGAGGGUUUUCCGGAUUUUGGAGGAGUAGGUCUUAA